UAGAUGGCUUUGGAGGACCAGCAACGCUUGCUGUUUGCCCGAGCUGCUGCUCUUAUCACGGCUAUGUAUGCAUUCUUCUUCACUAGGAUAAGAAUGCAACGUAGUUCAAGGCCACAGAUCAGUUAUGGCCCUUUGAGCGCCAUGGAUGAUAUAGAGUGUGUUGCUAUGCUUCGCAUGAGAAAAGCACCUUUUUUUGCACUGUGCAACUUGCUUAGGGAAAGGCAUUUGCUGUCAGAUAGCCUUCAUAGUUGUGUUGAAGAGCAGCUAGCAAUGUUUCUACACAUUGUUGGCCACAACCAACGCUUUAGAGUUAUUCACCAACAUUGGAGAAGGUCAAUAGAAACAAUGCAUAGAUAUUUCAAGGAGGUCUUGUAUGCUAUUGGGGAACUUAGGCAAGAAAUGAUUAGACCUCCAUCUAAUGAGACACCAGUUAAGAUAAGCAAUAGCUCAAGAUGGUACCCAUAUUUCAAGGUAAUAAAUUUGUCAUGUAGUUUGUAGGUUAUUGCUGCAUACUUGGGUGCAUAUCAUGUAACAUGCAUCUAUUGGGUUUUCAUGUAGGACUGUGUUGGGGCAAUAGAUGAGACUCAUGUAUAUGCUAGAGUGCCAGCCAAGAUCCAAGCAGCAUUUAGGGGAAGGAAGCACUACCCCACACAAAAUGUUCUUGCUGCUGUUGACUUUGAUAUGAAAUUUACUUAUGUCUUAGCUGGUUGGGAAGGGUCGGCUCAUGAUGCAACUAUUCUUGCUGAUGCACUAGAGAGGGAGGAUGGGUUAAGGGUUCCACCAGGUAAUUAGCUGAAUUGGGUACCUAAAUAAAAAUUGUAACUUCAUAACAAUGGACUUAAUGCAUUUCUGUACUUGUUAUAGGAAAAUUCUACUUAGUAGAUGCUAGAUAUGCUUGUCAUCCUGGAUUCCUUCCUCCUUACCGUGGCACUAGGUACCAUCUGAAAGAGUAUGGUGCUAGGAACUACCCAACCAACCCAAGGGAGUUGUUUAAUUUGAGGCAUUCAAGUCUGAGAGUAUCUGUUGAAAGGGCUUUUGGUGCUUUGAAGAACCGUUUUCGCAUCAUUGAUAAUAAACCAUUUCAUCCCUACAAGACACAAGUCAAGUUAGUACUUGCUUGCUACAUAUUGCAUAAUUGGAUACUUGGGCAUGGGGUUGAUGAGGUAGUUCCUACUGAGUUCUCAUGGGUGCCCAACAAUAAUGAUAGUCCUGGACAUGGGGUCCAGAUGGAUGACAAUGCUGUUUGAGCUCAAAGUAGGGAUGAAUGGGCUCAACACAUGUGGUCCAAUAGGGGCAACUCUCACAUCUAAGAUGUAUCUGUUUUGUAUUCUAUGUAUGUUGAACAAUGUUUGUUACUUAUGUUCUGAGGCAUUGAACAAUUGCAAUGAUGAUUUUACUUAUUUAAUUACACAAUAUAGCUAAGGCAUUGGACAUGUGCAAUGAUGUUACACCUCUUUUGAUACUACACUAGACCUGAGGCUUGAGACAUUUGCAGUGAUGAUUUUAUUUUCUCUGAUACUUCAUUAGAGCUGAUACUUCUUCUGAACUGAGGCAUGAGACAUGUGCAGUGAUGAAUUUUUAUUCCUAUUUUUCUCUUGAGUGCAAUGCAUAUUGAUGACAUAGGCCAGAUGACACAUGCAAUGAUGUUUCCCCAACUAUGUUGUUCCUGUUUCUGAGUGGGGGUGUGGCAAUUGGAAAUAGGAAUGGCUGAGGAGAUGAAUGCUGAGAUCCUUGCUGCUGAUGAGCUUGUGUUCCCUGGUGGGGCUGUUGGGGCUGUUGGGGCUGAUGGCCCUGUUGGGGCUGUUGGGGUUGCUCCUGGUGCUGCUCAGCAGAGACCUGCUAUGAGGUGGACAGAUGUGAUGUCUGGAUUUAUUCUUCGCCGCAUGUGCCAGCUGAUUUCAACUGGUGUUAGGACUGAUAAAGGUUUCAAAGAAGUCCACCUCAAUUAGGUUGCCAAGGCUCUGCAUGAGUUCAGUGGCAAUGAAGUCACUGGUACACAGGUGUAUAACCACUUGAGGAAGUGGAGGCAGAGGUGGGUUAAAAUCUCAAAGCUGAGAGAGCUGAGUGGAGCCUUGUGGAAUGGGGACAGCUCCAUGAUUGUCCUUGAGGAGGAGCACUACAAUGGCCACAUCAAGGCACACCCCAAAGAUGCUGAGUACCUCAACAAGCCAAUUGUGUACUACCAGGAGAUGAUGGUCAUCUUUGGUAAUGGUCAGGCAACAGGUAAGUAUGCUAUGGGGUCAAAUGAGGCUCUUGGUAGUCCUUCUGAGUUUGCCUAUAGCCCAAUGAAGCAUGACCUGCCUGAGGAGCUUACUCCUGGAAAGCCUGAGGCAGCUUAUGUGUCCAAGUUAGAACCACCUGUUGGAAGCAAGAGAAAGAGGUCCAUGCUGUCAGAUGAUGAUGUCCUUGUGUUCACUGGCAUGACUGAUGCAGUGAACAAUGUUGCAGAUGCUAUACAUUCUACCAAGGUUGAGGAUUCCCACCCUGACUUGUAUGGUGCACUGAUGUACAUGCCAGGGUUCAGUGAGGAAGCUCUAAUGCUUGCAUAUGGUCACUUGCUUAACAAUAAGGCCCAGGGAUCUGCUUUUGUGCAGAUGUCUCACUCACACCGUGUUCUUUGGCUGAGUACCUACUUGGACAAGAACAACUACAUGUGAGUGACUGGGCUUGGUUGUUGAGCUGUUCUGGUUGGGCAGUGAUUCUUUUGGAGUACCUGGUGCAGUUGUGGCUUCUUUUGUGCAUACCUGUUGCCUGAUCUGAUGGUCUUUUGUGCAGCUGACAACUUGAUGCAUUCUUUUGGGAUGGGGACUUGAUCCUGUCUCCUGACUAUAUGGCUAACUGUAGCCUUCUACUUGCCUGACUUAGAUAAGCCUACUGUGAAGUCAUUUUAUUAUGUCUGAGUUAGAUAAGCCUACUGAGCAUGUGUCUAUUGUGCCUAUUGUGUCUGUUGUGCCUAUUGUGUUUUAAUCUGAGCACAUGUCCAUGCCAAUGAUGAUAUGCUUUUGAUAUGCUUGUUGUUG
This is a messenger RNA of Setaria italica (foxtail millet), 3020 nucleotides long. RefSeq lists its product as uncharacterized. The transcript has 2 exons. The record is from RefSeq and is a predicted model, not a curated record. Bases 2094 to 2657 code for a protein of 187 amino acids. NCBI's taxonomy places the organism in Eukaryota, Viridiplantae, Streptophyta, Magnoliopsida, Poales, Poaceae.